Toxotes jaculatrix (banded archerfish) is the source of this 1663-nucleotide messenger RNA. It is a transcript of the gene mrgbp, whose product is annotated as MRG/MORF4L binding protein. Gene Ontology annotation, cellular component: nucleus; NuA4 histone acetyltransferase complex. NCBI's taxonomy places the organism in Eukaryota, Metazoa, Chordata, Actinopteri, Toxotidae. The coding region runs from base 82 to 705 and encodes 207 amino acids. The transcript has 5 exons. The record is from RefSeq and is a predicted model, not a curated record. Gene Ontology annotation, biological process: regulation of transcription by RNA polymerase II.
GCUGCCGCUGCAGACGGAACAAAACAGACUCCGGUUCCGUUCAGGAGCUUUUUUCCGUCUGUUUUAACCUUUUAGUUGGAGAUGGGGGAGGCAGACGUGACGCUGAACCAGACCGAUGAGAAGCCCCCAGACUCGGGGCUGGUUCCCGGGGAGGACUCGGUGGUGUGGAGCCACGAGGUGGAGGUCUGCCUGUUUCACGCGAUGAUCGGACACAAACCCGUCGGAGUGAACCGUCACUUCCACAUGAUCUGCAUCAGAGAUAAGUUCAGUCAGAACAUCGGCCGACAGGUUUCUUCCUCCGUCAUCUGGGAUCACCUGGGAACCAUGUACGACAUGCAGGCUCUGCAUGAGUCGGAGAUCUUGCCGUUUCCAAACACAGAGAAGAGUUUCUCUCUGCCUGAUGACAUCAUCCAGGAGGUUAAAGAAGGGAAGCUGGGCUCAGAGGACGACACCAAAGAGGAGUUCAGGAUGGAGAGAGAACCUCCAGCUACACAUGAAGAAGGCAGCAACUCAUCGGUGAAGAUGUCGGAGCGAACGAGCAGCAGUCGGGAGAAGGAGAGAGAGCGAGACAAGGAGAAGGGAGGGAGUGAGGGAGGAGGAGGAGGGAAGGAGGCAGAGAAGAGGAAGAGGAGUCGAGCGGCCGAGAAACUGCUGUCGUCUUCCAACCCCGCGAGUCCGGGAGGAGUCAAAAGGAGACGCACCUGAGACGGACAGAGUGUGUGAGGGAGGGAGGGAGGGAGGGAGAACGAGGUGAUUGGACUGUGCAGGAUGAAAAAUAAAUGAGUGAAAAAGAAGAGAAGAAGAAGAAGGUGCCGUCAAACGUGCAAACUUUGUGUCACAUGACCGUCCGCUGUCCGAUCGCUACGCUGCCAACAGGAAACAGCUGGAGUGACGUCGUGGAACCUCUCCGACCUGUUCCUUAAUGACAGCUCACUCCAUGGCUUCUCUGAUUGGCUGCUUCACACCUGUCAGUCAGCCUCUGCUGCUUUGGCUGGGUGCAGUUUUCAUCAUGUGAUCACAGUGGGAGGAAGUGACACGUCAUGUUUUAUUAGUAUUUUUAUUAAAUUGUUGUAUUAGAGCAGGAAGUUGUUUUCCCGGGGGGGGGCGUGUCCCUCCUGUUUCUCCUGUCCUUCAGCUCCAGUUUGAUUCGCUCGGUCUGAAAUUCUUCUCCACAGAUUCAGACAGAUUUUAAAGAGGAUCUAUGGUCUGCUCAGCUCACCUCAGGCGACGUCACCUGAGAAAUGUCCUCAGGCGACGUCACCUGUGGACAUUUCUCAGACUUCACUCAGCUGCCUCUGCAGACACUGAAGCCCUCAAACGACCAGGAAACCCUGAUGUGUAAAGUCAGAGUCCCUGAAGGUGGAUGUUCUGCGUCUCAGCUGUGACUGAAGACUGAGGGCUGAGGAAAGUCCUGCCUCCUGUGGCUGUAGAGAUAAGAUUCAGUCUGUUGCUUCUUCCUUCAGUUUCUGCUGCUUAAAACAUCAGGUUAAGUCAAAGCUCAGUAAAUUCCACGUUUCUCAUGAAGUGUCACAGAAACUGAAUGUUCUGAUGAAUGUUGUAACAGAGAGCAGCUCAGUGAGGGUCUGAAACAUGAGGGUCUGAGGCGUGAGGGUCUGAGGCGUGAGGGUCUGAAACAUGAGGGUCUGAAGCGUGAGGGUCUGAA